Rhinolophus ferrumequinum (greater horseshoe bat) is the source of this 426-nucleotide messenger RNA. RefSeq names its product 60S ribosomal protein L29-like. The record is from RefSeq and is a predicted model, not a curated record. Gene Ontology annotation, molecular function: structural constituent of ribosome. The transcript has 2 exons. Lineage: Eukaryota; Metazoa; Chordata; Mammalia; Chiroptera; Rhinolophidae. Gene Ontology annotation, cellular component: cytosolic large ribosomal subunit; ribosome. Gene Ontology annotation, biological process: cytoplasmic translation. Bases 1 to 426 code for a protein of 141 amino acids.
AUGCGCAGCGGGCCUUCGGGCAACAGCCCCGAUACGCACAGUAUUUGGGAACUGCAGUUUUCAAUACAGACAUGGUCCAAGAACCACACCACUCACAACCAGUCCCAAAAAUGGCACAGAAACACCAUCAAGAAACCCCAAUCACAAAAAUAUGAAUCUCUUAAGGGAGUGGAUACCAAGUUCCUGAGGAAUAUGCGCUUUGCCAAGAAGCACAACAAGAAGGGCCUGAAGAAGAUGCAAGCCAACAAUGCUAAGGCCAUGAGUUCAUGGGCUGAGUCUAUCAAAGCCCUUGUAAAGCCCAAGGAGGUCAAGCCCAAGAUCCCAAAGGGUGGCAGCUACAAAUUCAGUCGACUUGCCUACAUCACCUACACCAAGCUUGGAAAAUGUGCUCAUGCCUGCAUCACCAAGGAUCUCAGGCUCUGCUAG